GCAUGUGGUAUCAGUUGAGGAUCACAUGCUGGAUCUUUCCCUCUGGUACUACAUGUUAGAUUUUCAACGAAACUCGUAGUAUCCAACUAAAUUCAUUCCGAUCUUGCUUUCCAUCUGAAGAGAGAAGGAAGCAAAAGUAGCUAGCUAGGCAGGGAAGGCGAGGAUGCUCCGGAAGAGCUCGAGCCAUAAGACACUCCGAGACGUGAUGCUGGAGGAGAGGACGAGCAGCACGGGCAUGGCCAGCCGCCUCCUCGCCCCUGACGCCUCCCUCUCCAACCCGUCGUUCCGCAACUACUACGGCGUUGCCUCCGCCGGCUCGGUGCCGUUCCUCUGGGAGUCGGCGCCGGGCACUCCCAAGAAGUGCAUCUCGUCGGCGGACCUCCCGCCUCUCACGCCGCCGCCAUCCUACUACAGCAAGACCAGCAAGUCCAAGUCAUCCAAGAAGCUGCUGCCAUCGCCCAAGCCGGCCGGCCUCGUCCCGAAAAUCUUCAGGAGGAGCCACACGAUGCCGUCUCCCUCGCCGUCCAAUAAGGAGAGCGUCCCGGUCCAGAGCAGCCGGAGGAAGCGGAUGGUGGAUAGUCCUCGGUCGUCGUUCUCGUCGACGUCAAGGGUGGACGACGAAGAAGAAGAAGAAGAAGAAGGCGACGGGGAGGCGAGGUCAACCCUGUGCUUCGGGAUGCGGCACUCCGGCGGGGGAACCCGCAGGCUGCAUGGGCUGCUUGCCUCCGUUGUCGGAGGCUAGUUAAUUAAAGGUUCGGUGUAUCUUAAUUACUAGGGCCUGCAUUGUUUGUUCGACCUUUUCCUAGGGUCUUGCAUCCUCCUUGGGUGUUAUUACGGUGUUACUGCGGCUUCGUAUCUGCUUUGUGACUGGAAUUUCUCAGUUUGUACGUGAACUAGCUGCCCAUCUCGCAACCUUGCAGUUGAUAUUGGCUCGAGACAUGCUGCUAAUUGCCACCAUAGAUGUCAAGUUGGA
Molecule: messenger RNA, 973 nt
Organism: Lolium perenne
Lineage: Eukaryota; Viridiplantae; Streptophyta; Magnoliopsida; Poales; Poaceae
Source: RefSeq, a predicted model, not a curated record